AUGUUGACCGCAUCACAACCACUCUCGAAUCCGGGCUUCUCCCGAGCAUCGCCGUCCGCUUCGAGUCCCACAACACAUAUCUCACAAAGACGGCCCAUAAGCAAAGAUGGCUCCGGAGGCAAACAAGCAAUAUGGGUUCCGCUGCUCAACAGCGCCUCCAAGGGCAAAGACCUGACCGAAAAGCAAUUGAUCAUUCUCGGCGGCACUCCGGAGUCCCAACGCGAGUUUCUCGAACAAUUGAACCCUCCGAAUCUACGUCCUCGAUACGCUGCCCACGAUCGACGAAGACAGCCCCGAGCAGGAGCAGGAGCAGAACAGCAGGGAUCAGGAAAGACACCCAUCUCGAACAGAUAUGCUCUGGGCUACACCUACUACGAUGUCCUCGACGCGGACCAAGAAGACGUGCUGGCACGAUUGAACGUAUACAUGCUGGCCCAACCCAGUGCGAGUUUUGGAUCGUUGUUGAAGCCACUGUUCACGCCCAAGACGGUCAAGGACACGCUGAUAACCAUCCUGUUGGACUGGGAAGAGCCGUUCAAAUGGGCCCGACAGCUACGCCAGUGGAUCCGGCUCCUGCGAUCCGUGAUCUUGAGUCUAGACGAGCAAACCAAGAUAGAGAUGGAAGAGACCAUGACAGCGUGGAAAGAGAAGAGAGUCGGUCCUGAUGCUCCAUCCGCUCAGCCUGGUGGCGGCAACACGAACAACACGAACAACAAUAACAACAGCACAAAUCAAAAUAUUGAACUUGAACAGAAAUCAAUAUCUACGGCCGCAGCGGCACCCUUAGGACCGGGAGAAUGGGACGAAGGACUCGGUGUCCCGCUCUCUGUGGUCUGCGUCCAGGCGGAAAAGAUUGAACUUCUAGAGCGAGAUUACGGCUGGGGCGAAGACGACUUCGAUUUCCUGAUGCAGUGGCUGCGCUGUGUGCUGCUGAAACACGGAUCCUCGCUGGUCUACACGGCCACAUUCGACCCGAACAACGUGCGGACACUGAUCCAUACCAGUCUCAGCAUCCACUCGCUUCUGAAGCGAGAAGUUGCGAAACACAAUAUCGUCGACAGGGACAAGAUCCUCGUACCGCCGAACUGGGAUUCCUGGGGCAAGAUACGCAUCCUGAAAGACGGCUUCGAUCCGGAAGCCGUGGCGAACGCGUGGUCUGUCGAGAUCCAAGACCCGCCUGAGCAGACAUUGGACUUGUCCACACCCACGAACCAAGAUCAAGACAAACCAUCGCAAAAUGGCACAGGCCCCGAAUCGACCUCGGAAUCGGCAGUGCAUAUCUAUGAAUCGUCCCUGCGCAACCCGGCCGACUAUCGACCUUCCUUUCAACCACGGAUGCAUGACGAGACCGUGGUCGUGCCAUCCGUGCAAGAAUUCCUACAAACGCAGUACGAAGCCCUGGAGAAACUGAAGGCCGAAGACGAAAAAGAACAGCGGAAGUCGCGUCCAGGCGUGGGAGCACGAACUGGCUCCAGUGGCAUUGUCGACAGUAAUAAUGACGAUCCAUCAUCAUCCACCAGAGGCGCUGGAGGAGUCGCCAAUCCCACAAUGGCGGAACGCAUCGGUCCGUACCAGAUCAAUGUCAACGGGAUCGACUUUGACGCUGAAGAAGCCACGAAACGGUUGCGGGAGCGCGAGAAUGAACGCAAUAGAAUCGCUUCUUUGACCGCUUCUACCACGACCAACACGACCACGAGUACUUCUGCACAUAUUGGUGCAGGUGCAGGUGCAGGGCCGGGAGUCAGUACGCCCAUGCGUCGACAAGGCAGUGAGACUGGUGGUGGUGCAGAUGGACAAGCACACACGCCAUUGUCCUCGACGGCGGCCGCGAGCAGACAGAGUAACGAGGCCACGGCGCAGUUCUUUGCGAACCUCAUCAAGAAGCAGGAUAAGAGGGGCGUCGCUAGUGCCAGCGCCAGUCCGACUCGAGGACCGGGGCCUGCAAGUCCUGGUAUACGCGGUGCUCUUGCUUCUGGAGCUGGAGCUGGAUCUGGGACUGGAUCUGGGUCUGGGUCUGGAGCUGGAUCGGGAUCUGGAUCUGGGGCUGGCUCUGGGACUGGAUCUGGAACCGGCACUGCGGCUGGAACUGCGACUGGGACUGCCAGUGGCGAGGAGACGAGACGAGAAUCUUGA
Messenger RNA from Capronia coronata CBS 617.96, 2133 nucleotides. RefSeq lists its product as uncharacterized. The coding region runs from base 1 to 2133 and encodes 710 amino acids. Gene Ontology annotation, cellular component: centrosome; cytoplasmic dynein complex. NCBI's taxonomy places the organism in Eukaryota, Fungi, Ascomycota, Eurotiomycetes, Chaetothyriales, Herpotrichiellaceae. The record is from RefSeq and is a predicted model, not a curated record. Gene Ontology annotation, molecular function: dynein heavy chain binding. The transcript has a single exon. Gene Ontology annotation, biological process: microtubule cytoskeleton organization; microtubule-based movement.